AUGGGUGAGCCAAGAUACGGCCGCAUCCACCUCCGCCCCACGCCUUCAGGGCCCGAGUUCCUCCCAGUUCCACCCCCAUACCCUCCUGGAAGAGGGGAAUACUAUUCCGAUGAUGAUAGAUAUACUAUGAAAGGAGAAAGACCUCCUAGGCACAUAUCUAUAACUCCCCGGACCCCUUCACCCCCGCCCGUACGCCGUCAGCGAGCUGCUUCUGGUGACCCUCCCGUAUACAUUCAAACUAUCCGCAAAGGCCGCCGUGUGGAGGAAUCAGGAACCAGUACCAGUAAGGACCCUCGAGUUCCUUCUCCUCCUCGACCUAGUCGACGGCGUCGUGAUAAGCCGGCAGAGGAGUACGACCCGGAUAACACUAUCGCUGCAUACGUUAGGGUGCCGCCUCCCAAGUCACCGCCGCCGCUCGGGGGUCGGAAGAGAUCUUCAACAAAUCGCAAGUCUCGACCGAUCACGCCAGAGGUGUCAAACCCAAGCAGCGACCAAGAGCUGCUUUCUCCUCCCACCAACGUCCGGAAUGUAUCCCCUCUUGGCAAUGCUUCUACGCAGCUGCAGCGUUCAAAGAGCGAGAGGAUUCCCAACUCCUCUAGGCCGGGUCUGACUCCGGCUUACAGCGACUGGGGGAGACGAUCCUGGUCCAACAUAUCCGGGUCGUCGUUUCUUGGCGACAAGGCGUAUCAGUACCGACCACUUGAGGAGCAGUCCAUCAGACUGAUCAGGAUCUCCCCGGAAAGAAAGACAAUGAUCAAGUGCGAAAUCAUCCACGUGUCUCUUGAGGACCCUCCUCGAUAUAUCGCCGUGUCGUACGCGUGGGGAGACCCAAGGGAUACGCGUAGGAUCGAGAUCGAAGGGUGUCCAAUCUCUGUCUCUGCUAGCCUUCAUGGCGCCUUUCAAGCACUCCGUCAAAGGGUUGAGUCAGUACUGGUGUGGGUGGAUGCGCUCUCUAUCGACCAGCAGAAUCGAGAUGAGCGAGCCCAGCAGGUCCAGCUCAUGCCAGACAUCUACUCAAAUGCCGAAUCUGUGGCGAUUUGGCUGGGCCCUGAAGAAGAUGAUAGCUCGAGCGCUGUGGACUUUCUUGGCCAAGUAGCUGCCCAGGCCAAAUACCCAGACAAGGUCUCGCGCCUUUUGACAGCUGGAGCGAGAAAUGGUGACCUCGCGGCCGUGGUAUCUCUGUUCGAAAGGGAUUACUGGAGACGACUAUGGGUUGUCCAAGAGGUCUUCAAUGCACGAGAAAUCUACGUCUAUUGUGGAACUACCAGGCUCUCCUGGGACUCGUACCAACUGGCAUCUGAUGCCUUCAGCGAGCACCGGGGCGACAUGGCCUUUCGAAAUGACCAGAUUGAAGGGAGACGCGCCGUGAUCUCACCGGAUCAGUUUAGCUACGCUCAGGUUCUGAUAUACCAAGGCCCGGCUAGCCUUCCUGACCUCCGAGCUUACAUGGAGGAUGGAGAAGGAGCUCUGCUUGAGAUCCUGCGAGCGUGUCGAAGGAAGCUUGCUUCGGAUCCAAGAGACAAGCUCUUUGGACUUCUUGGUGUCUUGCCUGAUGAGAUACGCAAUGAGUUCCGUGCCGACUAUAACCUCCCAGUCAAGGAUGUUUACACCGAAGUUGUGGACUACCUGCUCAAGACGACACAAUGUCUAGACGUUAUCUGUGAGGCCAUACACUUUCCGGUACACACGAGCUCAGCAAACUUACCCUCAUUCGUCCCGGACUGGUCACAUAUCCCGCAAACGACGUCUUUGGCCUGCAAAUUUGGCUUCUCUGCAGCAGGUUCCACCAAGGCUCGCUGCGCAUUCCUCGAUGAGCGACUGAACAAGCUGGAAAUAUCAGCCAUUCCACUCGAUACGAUAAAGAACAAAGGCAUCGCAGUCGGCACACUCUGCAACUUGGGAGACUACCUCAUGGCCUUUUUGCACUGGAGGGCCCUUCUUCUCGACAGCUUCAGACAAGAGGAUGACGAAUCCAGGCAGAGGGCGGAGGAGGAUCUGGCCACAACGUUGUCACUCGGACAGAUCCCAUCGCCAUACAACUGGCCGAGCGAGUGGCGAACGGCCUGCUACAGCAUUUUUGCCAACCUGAUCCACGAGCGACUGCCGUAUUUGCCCCUGGAUCGGACAUUGUACGACUACCUCAACGUGGCAGUUGCGGUGCGGCCUGAGGCGAGGAGGGAGUAUCUGCAGAGACAUUUUGGCGAUAGAAUGAUGGGGCGGUGCUUCUGUAUCACACAAGAACGGAGGGUCGGAAUGGGUACAGGGUUCAUGCUCCCCGGGGACCAAGUUGUCGUGCCCUUGGGUUGUUCGACACCUAUCUUAUUGAGACCUGAAGGAACCCGUGGCGAAUACCGCUUUGUGGGAGAUGUUUAUAUUAGCGGGUACAUGAAUGGGAGGGCCGCUGAACAGUGGAAAGCAGGGAAGAGGAGUCUGAAGAAGUAUGUACUUCAUUGA
Fusarium falciforme is the source of this 2454-nucleotide messenger RNA. RefSeq names its product HET domain-containing protein. The record is from RefSeq and is a predicted model, not a curated record. The transcript has a single exon. The coding region runs from base 1 to 2454 and encodes 817 amino acids. Lineage: Eukaryota; Fungi; Ascomycota; Sordariomycetes; Hypocreales; Nectriaceae.